This is a messenger RNA of Cryptomeria japonica (Japanese cedar), 2655 nucleotides long. Its product is annotated as trifunctional UDP-glucose 4,6-dehydratase/UDP-4-keto-6-deoxy-D-glucose 3,5-epimerase/UDP-4-keto-L-rhamnose-reductase RHM1. The transcript is spliced from 3 exons. Gene Ontology annotation, biological process: nucleotide-sugar metabolic process. NCBI's taxonomy places the organism in Eukaryota, Viridiplantae, Streptophyta, Pinopsida, Cupressales, Cupressaceae. The record is from RefSeq and is a predicted model, not a curated record. Gene Ontology annotation, molecular function: dTDP-glucose 4,6-dehydratase activity. Bases 236 to 2302 code for a protein of 688 amino acids.
UUGCUAUUUUUUAAGCUUUUCACAGGCAUGGUAGAAAGUGAAGAGGUCAAUUGGAAACAAUCUAGUUAGGUUUUGUUCUCAUCAUUUUCCGCAAGCAGUUUUUCAUUUCAACAUGCAAUGGCGUAAUUUCGUCAUACAAUAUUUUGAUUGAUUGCAUAUCAAACUCAAUACAGAAGACAAAAAGAGAUCCAGGCGAUCGGGCAUAGUGGAUGAUCUGAUUUGGAAAGUGGGCUUUAUGAAAGUAGAUCUGAAAACAAUGGCUUCUGAGGGCACAACUACAAAUCCAGGGUAUUAUAGGCCACAGAACAUUCUUAUCACUGGGGCUGCUGGAUUCAUUGCAUCCCAUGUAGCAAACAGACUGACGAGAAAAUACCCUCAGUACAAGAUUGUUGUGUUAGAUAAAUUGGACUACUGUUCAAACCUCAAGAAUCUCUUGCCGUCAAAGUCAUCUCCCAACUUCAAAUUUGUAAGGGGUGAUAUUGCAAGCGCAGAUUUGGUGAAUUAUCUUCUAAUUACGGAGGGCAUUGACACUAUCAUGCAUUUCGCAGCACAAACCCAUGUUGACAAUUCCUUUGGAAACAGCUUCGAGUUCACAAAGAACAAUAUCUAUGGGACUCAUGUUCUGUUAGAGGCCUGCAAGGUCACUGGACAAAUCAGGAGAUUCAUUCAUGUCAGCACGGAUGAGGUGUAUGGAGAGACUGAGCAGGAUGCCAUUGUGGGAAACCAUGAGGCUUCUCAACUUCUUCCCACAAAUCCUUACUCUGCAACCAAGGCUGGUGCAGAAAUGCUUGUCAUGGCCUAUGGAAGAUCUUAUGGCUUACCGGUGAUUACAACCAGAGGUAAUAAUGUUUAUGGACCUAAUCAGUUUCCUGAGAAGCUCAUUCCAAAAUUCAUUCUUUUAGCGUUGCAGGGGAAGCCUCUUCCCAUACAUGGAGAUGGAUCCAAUGUUCGAAGCUAUCUCUAUUGUGAGGAUGUAGCAGAAGCUUUUGAGGUUGUUUUGCACAGGGGUGGUGUGGGGCAUGUAUAUAACGUUGGGACAAAGAAGGAGAGGAGAGUUAUUGAUGUGGCUAAGGAUAUAUGCAAGCUGUUUUCCCUUGAUCAUGAGAAGGUCAUUAAAUUUGUUGAGAAUAGACCUUUUAAUGAUCAGAGAUACUUCCUGGAUGAUCAGAAACUCAAGGAUUUGGGCUGGUCUGAGCACACAACAUGGGAAGAUGGACUUAAGAAAACCAUGGAAUGGUACAUAAAUCAUCCAGAUUGGUGGGGUGACAUUUCUGGUGCUUUGCUGCCACACCCUCGAAUGCUCACAAUGGCUGGAGUAGAGAGACUAGAAGACAAUGGUUCAGCUAAUUCACUGAGGGCCAGUGAUUCAAAACAGGACCGGAUGCUUGUUCCCUCAAGGAGUUUCUCUCAGAAACCAGCCCUGAAAUUUUUGAUUUAUGGUUGCAAUGGAUGGAUUGGAGGUCUUCUUGGACAGAUAUGUGAAAAGAAGGGUAUUCCGUUUGAGUAUGCAAGUGGCAGAUUGGAAAACAGAUCUCAGCUACAAAUGGAUAUUCAGAAAACAAAACCCACUCAUGUCUUCAAUGCUGCAGGUGUGACUGGCAGGCCUAACGUCGACUGGUGUGAAUCUCACAAACCAGAGACUAUUCGAACCAAUGUAAUGGGAACUUUGAAUUUGGCAGACGUAUGUAGAGAACAAGGGCUUUUACUCAUGAACUUUGCUACUGGCUGUAUAUUUGAAUAUGAUGCUAAUCAUCCAGUGGAAAGUGGUAUUGGAUUCAGGGAAGAAGACAAGCCAAACUUCAUUGGCUCUUUCUAUUCUAAGACGAAGGCCAUGGUUGAAGAGCUACUAAAUGAAUAUGAAAAUGUCUGCACUCUUCGAGUUCGGAUGCCUAUCUCAUCUGAUUUGAACAAUGCUCGCAAUUUCAUUACAAAAAUUACCCGGUACAAUAGGGUAGUUAAUAUACCAAACAGCAUGACAGUCCUUGAUGAGUUGUUGCCAAUUUCAGUUGAGAUGGCAAAAAGAAAUUGCAGAGGCAUAUGGAAUUUUACCAAUCCUGGUGUUAUCAGCCAUAAUGAGAUUUUGGAGAUGUACAGGGACUAUAUUGAUCCCAGUUUUAAGUGGGUAAACUUUACCCUGGAAGAACAAGCCAAAGUGAUUGUUGCCCCUAGGAGUAACAAUGAACUUGAUGCUUCCAAAUUGAAGGCGGAAUUCUCACAGUUGCUGUCAAUCAAGGAAUCACUGUUGAAGUAUGUAUUUGAACCUAACAGGAAGGACAAAAUGCAAACAGAGAAUGGAUUUUAGCCUGUAAACAGUAAUGCUCGCAUAUGUAGUCACCAUAUUCUAAGAGUAGAAGUUACUGCACAGAUUUACAAUCCAUUUAUCAGGCCAGAGCUUUUCUUGUCCUCACUGUAUUCCUUAUGAUUUUUUUAUAGGAAUAUCAUACACUAUUAGUUGUGUGGAUACUCUUCACCACAAAGUCUCACUUAAUUUGCAAUUUAUUUAACCUUGCUAAUGUAUAGGGAAAUCCCACAAAGCUCUUUUUGGUCAUUAUUUGGCUUAGAAUUCCGUUAGUGAUAAAAAGGUAUAUUGAGGAGUAUUAUAAUAUUGUAAUUUGGGCAUAGCUCCAAUAAUAUCUAUUAUCUAUUACUUUGCAA